AUGGCUGACGUUCGAGAUUUGCGCAUCGUUGUGAUCGGUGCGGGUAUGGGAGGGUUGGGAACAGCCCUGGCCUUCGCACGGAAGGGGUUCAAAGACAUCCGAGUCUUCGAGACGGCCUCGAAUCUGGGCUUUGUUGGCGCUGGAAUCCAGAUCCCCCCGAAUGUCGUCCGCGUACUAUCCCAUCUUGGGUGCUGGGAGUCGAUCGCAAAGGAGGCCACGAUCGUCAGGGGGACCAGCAUCAGGGGUAAGCCCCCAGCCAAGAAUCUUGUCUGAGUGAACCGUCUUCUUCUAACAAGUUGCGCAGAGGGAAGCACAAACAGGGAGCUCUCACACGUGGAGAUGCCCGACAUUGAAGAGAAAUACGGCUUUCCGCACGCCCUAGGGCACCGGU
This is a messenger RNA of Canariomyces notabilis, 391 nucleotides long. RefSeq lists its product as uncharacterized. NCBI's taxonomy places the organism in Eukaryota, Fungi, Ascomycota, Sordariomycetes, Sordariales, Chaetomiaceae. The transcript has 2 exons. Bases 1 to 273 code for a protein of 90 amino acids. The record is from RefSeq and is a predicted model, not a curated record. Gene Ontology annotation, molecular function: monooxygenase activity.